GCUGUCAUGGCCGACAUUUCAACUUCCUGCCAACAAGGCUGAGAGAAAAUUAUUAAUUUAUAACAUAUUAUGGGGUUUUGUGUCGUAACUUUUACAACAAAUUUUACUGCAAACACAUAAAAUGUUUGCAAAGUUAAAAAAGAGAAUCCAAGAUGAAGGUGGCACUGUCAGUGAUGGAGAAAAAUCAUUUUCAUCUCCAUCUUCCAGUCACAGCACCCAAAGACGAAACUCAGGAAUGUCAGAUACGGGUCAAGAAUCAGCUAAUGAAGAAACCAGUUCAAUGGUGGCGUCACCAGGAGGUAAAAAUGAUGUGUCUGAUUUACUGGUGAAAAGAACGGAACAAUGUCGUAAACUAGAAACAAAAAUAAGUGAAUAUGCAGCUGUAAUUAAAGACAAGAAUAAAACCAUAGAAAAACUUGAAUUACAUCUAGAAAAACAGCAAGAUCUCAGUGCUAAGAAAUGCGAGGAAUUAAAUGAACAGUAUCAACUGAGUCGUGUCAAGUUAUUAGAAGAUCAUAAAGCUGCUCUUUUAAUGAAAGAAAAGGAAAAAGAGAAAUUAUUAGAGGAAUUAAAGAAAGCAGAAGAAUUUAAAAAUAAAUAUUUUAAGAAAGAAGAAGAAAGUGAUGAAUUUGAAGGUUUAACAACACAAGAAAUAGCUAAAGUUAAACAUAUGUUGUUGAUGGCUCAGGAAGAAUUAUCAAAAUGUCGAACUGAACUCGCUUCUUCAACAGAACAACUUACUGCAGCCAAUCAGAAAUCUCAUGACAUGACCAAUGAUUUAGAGGUACUUAGAGAAAAACAGUCUAAUAUAGAAAAAGAAAGUUUACGUCUGAAAGAAGAGAAUGAAGAGUUGAGCCGAUUGGUGAAAGGGUUGACCAAUGAAAAAUCUGUGUUCGAAAAACGACUGGAUGAAUUAAAUAUUGAACUUACCUCAAAAAGCAGUCAGCUAUCUAAAACUUGUGGUGAUUUAACAGAAUUAGAGAAUGAAUAUAAAACAUACCAGAGAAAUUCCGAUCAUUUAAAAAAUAAGAGUAGUAAACUGAUAGAAGAAAAAGAUGACCAUAUAAAAGAAUUACAGGAUCGUAUAAAAAUGGUGGAACAGCGAUUACAAGUUCAAGAUUUAUCUGGUGAUGACAGACUUCUAGCUUUAGAAACAGAAAGAGAUGGUUUAGAAUUAAAAUUAAGUGAAACUCGUCAACAAUUAACAGAGAUAAAAUCAACAUGGAGUGAUAAAAUAACACAUCUAGAAGAACAGAUUUCUCAUCUAAAUGCUAAAAUAAUCGAAGAUAAUGAAGAGAUGAUAUCAAAAGAUAAAAUGGCUGACAGCAUGAGAGAAAACUUUCAUAAACAGAUGGAAAAUUUACGUGGCAAAUUAGAAGAUGCUGAGAAAAGGGCUCUAGAAAAUUAUGAACUUGUUCAACAAAAAGAACAGCUUUAUGAAAAACAGAAAGAUGAAAAGGAGGCUGAAUUGAAUAAAUCACGUUUACAAAUGGUUGACAUGGAAACACAUCUUCGAGGUAAAAUAACGUUACUAGAAUCCCAGUCGUUGGAAGUAGAAACAUCCAGUAAAACAGAAAUAUCGGAAUUAAACCACAAACUUAACAAACUCACAGAAAAGGAGGAUAUUUAUUUAACCAAUCAACUGAAAGCUGAUGAAGAUAUACGAUCAUUAGAAGCAGACGUUACAAAAUUACAGAAAGAAAUAUCAGAAUUAACGGAUGAACGGAGUCGAGUGAAACAGAUUGUAGAAGAAAAAACUAAAAAAGAACAAGAUCUGGUACAAAAGUGUUGUGUGUUAGAGGAACAGAUGAUUAGUUUACAAGAUGAAAUAAAAUCCAUUGAAUACAUCAAACAACAAACAGAGAUACGAUUAUUAGACAGUGAUAAAGAUAAAGGAGAGUUGAUGUUGCGGAAUGCCGAGUUAUCUCAACAGCUGGAGAAACAGAGACGAUUAACGGUGGAGAAACAGAACGAACUGGCCAGUGAAUUAGACAAUAAACAAACUGAGGUGGAUGACUUAAACCAACACAAUCUACAAUUACAACAACAAAUAAAUAAACAUGAAAAUAAGCUGAAAGAUUUAGAAUCUGUCAAAUCUCAAUCAGCAGUUGACCUUGGGCGAGCUAAUGACCUUGAAAAAGUUGUAACUGACCUUCAAGAUCAACUUACAGACAAAAACAGGGCAUUGAAGAAACAGGAGCAGACGUUAAAAGAUUUACGACAGACGUUACAGAGAGAGUUAAAGGUCCAAUCACUGCCUAACGAUGAUUCGGAUCGUAGUCGUGGAAACUCUCCACUCCCCGUCCGUAAAAAUAACAAACCUGCUCAAAUAGAAGUCAAACCUAUGCCACCCGUGUCUGCCUCUAAAUCGUCAUGCCAACAACCAAGUCACAUGCCGCCUCCUAGUGGUAUUUUAAUGAGUCAAGAGGAUUUUGAUCGCGUUGGAGCGUUCACAGGUUACGUUAAAGAUAAAACCCCAGGGUUCCCGGAGCGAGAAGUCAAUCUACAAUAUUUAAAACAUGUUGUUCUCAAGUUUAUGUUAAGUCGAGAAAGUGAGGCGAUCCAGUUAGUGAAAGCCAUUUCAGUUUUAUUACAUUUCUCGACAGAAGAACAGAGAUUGGUCCAGCAGACAUUAGAUUGGAAGAUGUCGUGGUUCGGAGCAAAACCAGCCGCAGGAAAAGGACAAUUAUCUAAAAUAAUACCACCAUCUUACUAGAAUUAAUAGGGGGUACUCAAUUGAUCGAAUAUUCUGGAAUUCAGGUCGCUCUGUCGUUAUCGACCAAUUGUGUGAACAGGAGAACUCUGCGUGUGUUAUCUCAACCAAUCGCUGUAGCUGAAACAAGUUCUACGUAUUCGAUAACGUCAGUCACUGAUUCUGUGUUACUCGAUUUUUUAAUGUUCCAGGUCAGUGGCAUGUAGAGGAUUGGUGAUGCCCUAGGCCAAUUCCUUCAUUUUAUUGCCCCCCUCCCCCCACACCAAGACUCAAGUAUAGGGUCUAGCUGACCGUAUACCACCAAGUAUAGAGACUAGUAGCUUACUGUAUACCACCAAGUAUAGAGUCUAAUAGCUUACUGUAUACCACCAAGAUUCAAGUAUCGGGCAUUGUACUGGGAAAUGUGAGAAAUAUUUUAAAUAUAUGCCGAAACAGAUAAAAUAAAUAAAAUAAGUAAGGCAGCUUCUACAACAAACUUAACAGCGACAGUUUCAAAUUUAAAAAAGAAUUAAUUCCCCGGUUGAAUUAGAUACUGGAGGCCAUCACCCCCUCUGCAUGCCACUGUCGCAAAUUCCUUGUUGAGCACCCCCAUAUAAACAUUCUUGUAGGGUCGUAGUUUAUAAGGUGAAAGGUCAAUACUCAACUAUAUCAAAUAUAUAUUUAUAAUGUAUGUUGGUUAAUCAACCCUGGUUCUGUCAUAUAGCAGUACCAACUUAUCAUUCCGUGGUCCAAGUGUAUCUAUUGAUACAUCCGUGUGUCCAUUAAUCUAAAGAUCUUUACGUGGGUGAAGCCCUUUAAUCUAAAGAUCAUUACGUAGGUGAAGCCCUUAAAUCUAAAGAUCUUUACGUGGGUGAAGCCCUUUAAUCUAAAGAUCUUUACUUGGGUGAAGUCCUUUGAUCUAAAGAUCUUUACGUGGGUGAAGCCCUUUAAUCUAAAGAUCUUUACGAGGGUAAAGCCCUUUAAUCUAAAGAUCUUUACAUAGGUGAAGCCCUUUAAUCUAAAGAUCUUUCCGUGGGUGAAGCCCUUUAAUCUAAAGGAGAAAGAUCUUUACGUGGAUGAACCCCUUUAAUCUAAAGGAGCAGGAUCAUUACGUGGGUGAACCCCUUUAAUCUAAAAGAGAAGGAUCUGUACGUGGGUGAAACCCUUUAAUCUAAAGGAGAAGAAUUAUUACGUGGGUGAAGCCCUUUUAAAAAAAAUUAGUUUUAGAUUUUUAUUAGGCAUGUUCAAUGUAGAUUAAAGACAACUAUGAUAUAAAACUCUGAAUCUAUUAGUCAUAUACAAAUGUUUUAAGGUUAAACUCACGAUUCAAGCAGAUUUUGUAGUGGUUUACGUUGACACAGAGAUCCGUGAAUAUUUUCACAAUGUACAAUAUCUUUUAAUAUGAAAUGAGAGAGAGAGAGAGAAAUGGGGUUUAACGUCCACUCAACACAAACUAGGUCAUUUCGGGACUAGCACAUGGUUCAAUUUUAUUUCAAUAAUUCGCUUGCGCGUAGGGGUCUUUAGCAGUGGGAGGAAACCGGAGGACCCGGAGAAAACCCACGAGGUUGGACAAUAUGAAAUGAAAUGGGUUUUUAAUGUCAUGACUGGGGUAAUGAAGACGGGCAAUAUCUUUUAAAGCAUUAACUUGUACUUCUCAUAAAUUUGAUCUUUUGGCAUUUAUUGAUUCCUAUGAAUUUUGGUGGCUGAAUUGUUUAUCGUGUGAACUUUAGAUCACAAUGUCUGUCAUUAAGUGAUCGCCAUGGUUUUAAUUCCCCGUUUGAACAUGAGUCAAGUGGUUUCGAUUCCCAGCUGGUACGUGACAAGGAGUAGGGUCACCUGGGUUUUGCCUGGGUCCUCCGGUUUCCUCCCCCACUGCUAAAGAUCCCUACCUGUAAGCGAAUUAUUGAAAUAAAAUUGUGCCAUAUGUUAGACCCAAAAGGGGUCUUUAGCAAUGGGAAGAAAUCAGAGGAACCCUAGAAUACUCCUUGUCAUGUACAAGUGUGGGUUUGAAAACCACGCUACUUAAAGAGCUAACAGUUCUUGCUAUAAUAGUUAAAAUAUACAUAAUGAAAACAAAAAAUGCUGAAAAUUUCAGUCAAAUUGCUUCACUGUGAAACCAACUAUUAAUGAAUUAAUUUUAGGCUAGCCUCGAUCGUCAUUACUAACGUCAGUUCUAUAAUAAACAAAGUUUUGAUUAUCCAUUCUUACGUUAAAUUAUCCAUCACAAAAGGUAUUCAAAUCCACUAAAGAUCGCAGGCUAAUGAUGGCAUUGAGAGUUGAUUAUGGUCUGGAUAAGUUAAUUAAUGUCUAAUUAAUAGUUUAGGUAACAUUACAGGCCUAAAGAAAGACCUGCAAUAGGCGAUAGAGUAUUAUUGAUAGACUGUGACAAAUCUCUUGUUACUACAUCAACAUAAAUAAACACCCCAUUAUUAUAUACAUAUGAUUUUAUUAAUAUUAAUAGGAAGGGAUCAGCUCUGUCCGUCCGUCCAAGGUUCAUUAAACUUAUGCAAUAUAGUGUAAAAGGAUAAAAAUUUGUCAUUUAAAACUUAUAUAAUACCCCCGCCCCCCCUCCCCAUCAUUAAACAAUUAUAUAAUAUAGACCAGUAGACUUGCUAUAUCCCCCCCAUCAUUUAUAUAACAUUAACCAGUAGACUAGCUACCCCCUCCCCCGUCAUUCAACAGUUAUUAUGUAGUAUAGUGUAAAGGGCAUAAUAUGUAAAUUUAUCAUUCAUAAAAUGAAUAGGUUCUCGGUCACCGCCCAGUGGCGCCCACUCAUGAAAAAUACAGGGCAUGGAUAUGAUUUUUAUUUCCACGUUUAAAAGAUAUGGCUGAGAUUGGAUAUAUUUUUGUUGAAAUUUCAUCACAUACAUUAAAAAUAAAAGACUGUGCUCCCGCACGACAAAAACUAGGGUUACAGUCUAUUUUAUUAUAUAAUAAAUUUCCCAGAAUUCCACCUGAAUGCCCGAGAAUCCAGUCGAUUUAUUUGUGUGAUUAUAUGGUGUUAUAUGUAUAAAUAAUAUAAAUAUAUGAAUUUAUUUAUUUUUAAUUGUAUGUUAAUAAAGAGAACAAUAUUCUGUGGAAUAAAACAAAUUAUAUAUCAAGAUGUUAUAUGAAAUAAAAUGAAAUGAAAUGGGGUUUAACGUCCUACUGUUCUGCUCCUAUACUGGGCUAAGAUGUUAAAUGAGGGGAUGAUAUCACAGAACAAAUAAAAUUUACUUUUAUGUUAUAUUAAAUUCCAAUUUGAUUAAAACACAGAUCCUAUUUCGUUUCGCUUUUUAUAGUUCAAAAUUUCGUUUUACUUGUCUUUUACGACACUAGGAUCUGAAAGAGUUGUUAUAUAACCUGCGUUCUGGUUGAUGUGAGGGUUUAGCCAAUGAUAUGGUCUGUUGCAGCGAGUUUUUGGGGUGC
Patella vulgata (common limpet) is the source of this 6100-nucleotide messenger RNA. Its product is annotated as golgin subfamily A member 1. The coding region runs from base 122 to 2716 and encodes 864 amino acids. NCBI's taxonomy places the organism in Eukaryota, Metazoa, Mollusca, Gastropoda, Patellidae. The record is from RefSeq and is a predicted model, not a curated record. Gene Ontology annotation, cellular component: Golgi apparatus. The transcript is spliced from 21 exons.